AUGGGGCCUUCCGCAACUUUCCUGCUGCUCUCUCCACGACAGAAUGGAUACACUCCUUUGCACAUCGCAGCCAGGCAGAACCAAAUGGAGGUGGCUUGCAGCCUAUUGCAAUACGGUGCUUCUGCCAACGCGGAAUCCACGCAGGGAAUGACGCCGCUACACCUGGCAGCCCAGGAGGGCCACGCCAACAUGGUGGUGCUGCUCCUUUCCAAGCAGGCAAAUGGCGACCUUGGAAACAAGAGUGGCCUCACCCCUCUCCACCUGGUGGCCCAAGAAGGACACCUUAACGUGGCAGACAACCUCCUCAGGCAUGGAGUCCAAGUGGACGCAACGACUCGGAUGGGCUACACCCCGUUGCAUGUGGCUUGCCAUUACGGGAACAUCAAGCUGGUGAAAUUUCUGCUGCAGCAUCAGGCUGACGUCAGUGCCAAAACCAAGCUGGGUUACACGCCUCUGCACCAGGCAGCCCAACAAGGCCACACCGACAUCGUCACCCUUUUGCUCAAGCACGGGGCUUCGCCCAACCAAGUCAGUUCGAAUGGUGCCACUCCUUUGGCCAUCGCCAAGCGGCUGGGCUACAUUUCCGUCACCGAUGUGCUGAAAGUUGUCACUGAUGAAACCAGCUUCCUGUCUUUAAGCGACAAGCAUCGGAUGAGCUUCCCAGAGACAGUGGAUGAGAUUCUGGAUGUAUCUGAGGAUGAAGGCACGACUCACGUAACUCUCCUGGGUAUGGAUUGUGUGUAUUGUUGUGGGUUUGGCUCACCCGCCCGCCCCAUCGACCCCAUUCCACCCCAACACGGGACAC
Messenger RNA from Notechis scutatus (mainland tiger snake), 805 nucleotides. The record is from RefSeq and is a predicted model, not a curated record. Lineage: Eukaryota; Metazoa; Chordata; Lepidosauria; Squamata; Elapidae.